AAUCAUAUCAACUUUAUCACAACAAUAAAUUCCGUAGUUAAAAAAAAAAAGAAAAAAAAAGAAAGAAAAAGUAUCAAAAUUAAUAACAAUAUAAAUAUGUGAUCCUAAUCGCAAGUUAGGCCUUAUACGCUAGCGACAUAUCAAGUGUUUGUGGAGAGCCAUACACUGCUUAAAUGCAUGUGAUAAAAUCGCUGAUAAGAUAGCAUCACUCUUAAGACUUCACCGACUACAUUAAUAACUAUAAAUCUCCCUACUUUGUUGCAAAAUACUAAUUAAUUACACACAUUCAUGAAUAUAUAGUUGAAGAAUAGCAAGAAAAAGAAAAUAUGUUACUCUUCCUCUUAUUCAUUGCAUCAAUUUCUCUUAUUUAUCUUCAUCUAAAACGCAAAAAAAAUGAACAAUUUAAUCUACCACCCGGACCUAAAGGCCUUCCUAUUAUUGGAAACCUUCACCAAUUUGAUCCCAUAAACCCUCAUCUCUACUUUACCAAGCAAGGAAAAAUCUAUGGCCCUAUCUUUAGUUUUCGAAUCGGAAAUCGAUUGAUGGUUGUGAUUCAAUCAGCUAAGAUGGCCAAAGAGGUGUUACAAGUACAAGAUAAAAACUUUUGUAACAGACAAGUGUUGGUUGGUGGAAAAAGGCUAACUUACAAUGGUUUAGACGUUGUUUUUGCUCCAUAUGGUGAGUAUUACAGAGAAAUUAAGAAGAUUUUUGUGGUUCAUCUACUAAGUUCCAAGAGAGUGCAGUCUUUUGCUCCAAUUCGACACGAAGAAGUCUCAAGGAUCAUUCAAAAGAUCUCAUCUCUUUCGUCUGAAAACAAAGUUGUCAAUUUGAGUGAAUUGUUGUUUAAUUGUGCAUGUUCUACCAUAUGCAAGAUUGCUUUUGGAAAACGUUACGAGGAUGAUGAAGGGACAAGGAGUAGAUUCCAUGACCUUUUGAAUGAAGCUCAAGCCUUGUUCGCCGGCUUCUUCUUUACGGAUUACUUCCCUUACACCGGCUGGCUUGAUAAGCUAAUUACUGGAAAAUAUUCAAAACUUGAGAAAACAUUCAAGAAAUUCGAAGAGUUUUAUAAAGAAGUCAUUGAUGAACAUCUUGACCUAAAGAGACCUAAAUCUGAUAGAGAAGACAUGGUUGACAUUCUACUCCAACUCAAGAAAGAGCGUCUCUUUUCAUUUGAGCUCACUAUGGAUCACAUUAAGGCAAUGUUAAUGGAUAUCAUAUUAGCAGGAACAGACACCAGUGCAACUAUGGUAAUUUGGGUAAUGACUAUGUUACUAAAAAAUCCCAACGCAAUGAAGAAAGUUCAAAGCGAGCUUAGGAAUAAAAUUCAAAACAAAUGUUUUAUCGAAGAAGGUGAUCUCUCAAAUCUCGAAUAUUUCAAGGCAGUAGUGAAGGAAACAUUCCGACUACACCCAGCAGCUCCAUUAUUGAUUCCACGAAAAACAUUGCAAAAUUGCACCAUCGAAGGAUUUGAUAUUCAAUCCAAGACUAUAUUAUAUGUCAACUUAUGGGCUAUUAGUAGAGAUCCUAAAAUUUGGAAAGACCCUGAUGUAUUUAUGCCAGAGAGGUUUUUGGAAUGUUCAAUAAAUUUCCUAGGGCAAGAUUUCGAGCUAAUUCCUUUUGGAGCUGGAAGAAGAAUAUGUCCUGGCCUUCAUCUUGGUGUUGCUAGCUUGGAUAUUAUGCUUGCCAAUUUACUAUACUUUUUUGAUUGGGAACUGCCUAGUGGUUUAAGGAGGGACGACAUUGACACUGAGGUGCAGCUUGGAGUAACAAUGCAUAAGAAAAAUCCUCUUUGUCUUUUAGCAAAUAAAUAUUAUUAAGAUGUUUAAAUUUCAGAUAUGUAUGGAGUAAUGACAUCAAUACCAAGGCGUUAAAAAAAUUGUUACGUAUCAAUACAAUUUGUGAAAAUUACACCUUCAUAAUCCCAACUAUUAGCGAUUUACUUCUAAUAAUCCCAACUAAGAUUUAUUAUCUAAUAUUCCAAUUAUGGGGUCACUUUGCCUCUAGUAAUCACAAUAACCGGUAACCAAUUGAAAGGGUAAUAAUUUUUUUUAAUUAAAAAGCCACGUGUCAGCAACUGAUUGCUCCAAAUUUUUUUUUAAAAAAAAAAA
Molecule: messenger RNA, 2108 nt
Organism: Chenopodium quinoa (quinoa)
Lineage: Eukaryota; Viridiplantae; Streptophyta; Magnoliopsida; Caryophyllales; Amaranthaceae
Product: cytochrome P450 83B1-like
Exons: 3
Coding region: 327-1817 (496 amino acids)
Molecular function (GO): iron ion binding; oxidoreductase activity, acting on paired donors, with incorporation or reduction of molecular oxygen; heme binding
Source: RefSeq, a predicted model, not a curated record